Elaeis guineensis (African oil palm) is the source of this 1669-nucleotide messenger RNA. RefSeq names its product AT-hook motif nuclear-localized protein 16. Gene Ontology annotation, cellular component: nucleus. Gene Ontology annotation, molecular function: DNA-binding transcription factor activity; minor groove of adenine-thymine-rich DNA binding. The record is from RefSeq and is a predicted model, not a curated record. Gene Ontology annotation, biological process: vegetative to reproductive phase transition of meristem. Lineage: Eukaryota; Viridiplantae; Streptophyta; Magnoliopsida; Arecales; Arecaceae.
UCUCCACACACGGUGUCUCCUACUUAUAAGCUCCUGCAUCGUCCUGUUCUAAGACAAAGUAAUGGCCGGUGCAAAUCAAGUAGUUCCUACUACUACUGGUCCCAGUACCAACACUUCCGCCUGCAAGACCCAGGACAGGGCCAAUCACCGCCACAUGGACUGCCUUGACCCCAAGUCAGCCCUGGUUCCAAGCCUCCCCACCACCCAAGCGCCUGUCAGCAAGUCAAAGGAGCCAGUCCGGCGGCCUCGCGGCCGGCCGGCUGGCUCGAAGAAUAGGCCAAAGCCGCCGAUCGUUAUCGCUAGGGACAUCCCGACCGCGCUCCGCGCCCAUGCCAUGGAGGUGGCCGCGGGGUGCGACAUCUCCGAGUGCAUCGCCGGCUUCGCGCGACAGAGGCGGCGCGGGGUGUGUGUGCUUGGCGGGAGUGGGUGCGUGACCAACGUCGCGCUCCGCCAGCCUCCCACCUCUGCCCCGCCAGGCGCCUUCUUGACGUUCCACGGGCGGUUCGAGAUCCUGUCGCUGCUGGGGUGCUUCUUCCCGCCGCCGGUGCCGCCGGCUGCGGCUGCCGGCCUGACGGUUUACUUGGCGGGAUCACAGGGGCAGGUAGUGGGCGGGGGAGUGGCGGGAGCUCUGAUCGCGGCCGGGCCGGUGGUGGUGAUGGCGGCGUCGUUCGUGACCGCCACCUUCGACCGGCUGCCGCUUUCGGAAGAAGAAGAUAAAGCUGCCAGCGAUCAGUAUCAGCGCCAUCGCCGGGAGCAUGUUGAGAUGGCCAACUUGUACGGUGUGCCGCCGGGAGUGGUGGCUUCUGCUAGCGUGGCGCCGGAGGUUUAUGCAUGGGGACCAGGGCGCCAACUCACAAAGAGUUGACAUGACCAAGAAAUCAAAGCAAAUAGUUCCUGCGUUUGUUCCAUGUCUCAAAAUCUUACAGCCCUUCUCAUAGACGUGUCUAGCGAUGCGCAAGCAGGAAAUUAGAAAAAAAAAAAAACUAAUGAUUACUUUUGCAUGAUAAUUAGUAAUUAUUUCUUCGCUUAGAAUUUGAAACCCCGUACCGUCAUGCUGGUCUAACGGUGGUUUGAAAUUUGAAACCUGGGACUGGCAUGCGGACUUGAUUUAAGGGUGCAAGCAUAAAAUUUAGGGCUCCACCGCCCAACCAAUUAACAUGCCCUACGCUUAUAUCAUUAUUACAGUAAUUCUGUUGUUUGUUCUUGUGAGUCGAUCAUACGUUAAAAGCCCCUAGAUUAUAAUUACUUGUCGAAAUGGUUGGAGUAAUUAUUGAUGGUUAUGGUUAUGAUUAGAUUGUAAUAAGUAAUUAUUUUUAGAUAAUGUAUGUUAAAGGAGCACAAAAUUGGGCUAAAAUUGUUCAAGUUCCCCAUCCAAAGGGGAAAUUGUUGAAAACAUGUAGCAUGAACACCAAUGGGAAUUGGGAACAUUGAGAACAAAAGAUUUUCUCAAACGUUCAUGGCAAUUUGCUCUUCUAAGAACUUAAUAUUUGGCCCUUUUUUUUUGUUUGACUACCAUUUUAUAUUUAGUUAAUAUAUGAUAACAACUUGCAUUUAAUCUCUAUUUAUAAUUAAAUCUAUAUCUUGCAUGCAAUCAGGCUUGUUUCUACCGACAAUUAUCCCUAUUUUGUAUACAUUUAGGGGUAAGCUGGCAUUAAACAUAAAAUAACAU